GACAGUCUCGUCUCUCAUUGGCUGAGCGUCUCUGUGCUCCUCGGUAAUCUCCGGCGGGUGUGUGUGUGUGUGUGUGUGUCGGUGCGCGGAUGGAGGCGGCGGUGCUGGAGCGGCGGAUGAUGGCGGAUGCUCGCGCUGAGCUGCAGGUGCAGAAGCUGCAGGAGCUCGUGAGGAGACUGGAGCGGCAGAACGAGCAGCUGCGGAGCUCCCGCUGCAUCCCGCCGGAUCCGUUCCCGUAUUUCCAGCCGCAUUCCGCCGCCGAGGAUGAAGAUGAGGAUGAGGAUGAUGAAGAGGAGCCGCGCGCGCUCCUGGACGAGCUGACGCUGCUGGACCUGCAGAGCUCGAGCGGAGAGUCAGACGAGACCUGGCUCUAUGUGUCUCCCAGGUCUCAUCUGCGGUCCGGCGCCGGUCUGGACGCUCUGAGGUGGACUCGACACGUUCUGGAUCAGCAGCGGCCCGAGCUCGGCCAGAGACUGGAGUCCGUCAGUAGAUGGAGGUCAGGCUUCUCCUCUCCUGUUUUUCCUCGUGCUCGUGUCGUUGGAGUUUCUCCUCUCUGCGCCUCCUCUCCCUCCUCCAAACCCUGUGCUCCCCUUCCCAGCAGCACCUCCUGUGAGAGAGCAGGUCGCAGCGUGAGGCGCAGUGUGUUCGCUCAGCCGUCGGUGGACAGCGAUGUGAGCGCGUCUGAGCCGGACGAUGAUGCUGUUUCUCUGGGCUAUAAGCUGCAGGACCUCACGGAUGUCCAGGUGAUGGCCCGACUGCAGGAGGAGAGUUUGCGUCAGGACUACGCCUCCACCUCCUCCUCUGUGAACCGCCGCAGCGCCAGCUUCUCCUUCCAGUUCGGUCAGCGCGGGGAUUCGCACCUGGACGAGGAGGAGGACGAGGAGGAGGAGGAUGAUGAAGACUACGGUCAGUUACCGCCACCGCAGCCACGUCUGAGUCGAGCCGGACCGCUGCAGCGCAGCCUGCCGCAUUCACACACCUUCAGCAGCAUCAGGGACUGGACGCAGACGCAGACGCAGACGCACUGCAGAGACACGCAGCCCAGCCUCAGGAGCAGCUCAGCUGAGGAGGAGUAUGCCGAACCUGCUGGCGUCUGCGGCUCUGAGUCCGUGUCGUCCGUGUCGUCCGUGUCGUCCGUGUCGUCCGUGUCCAUGAGGAACAGCCAGAGCUUCGACUCCUCCGGUGCUCUCACGCGUCUCCAGAGCUGCAUUCCGGCUCCAGCGCAGCUGCAGAACCGGGUCCAGAGCAUGGGGAACUUCUCGUCCCGUCAGCCGCUCAAAGCCACAGCGUACGUCAGUCCCACCGUCAAGGGCCCAUCGCCCAUCACCUCCUCCGUCAGCUUGCAGAGUCUGUCGGUCAGCGGGAUCCCUAAAGCAGCGGCGGCGGCGGCACGCAGCGGUCUGCCUCGGCCCUCGUCCUUCAUCAGCGCCGGCGCCGGCCCUCGAGGCAAACUCACCGCUCCGGUGCGCAGUUUGCUGCCGCCGCCGAAGAGCCUGGCGACGCUGAGCGCUCUGAGGGACGGAAGCUGGCGCGACGGAUGUUACUGACGAUUAGGGACGGGUCCGGAGCGCCCCGCUGGCCGGGCCGCUCGCUUUCUCACCAAGUGCUCUUGAGGAGGCUUCCAGAGCAAACGCAGCUCUGUAUGCAAACGCACUGAGGAUCUGAGAGAUCACACAUGCUGCUAAAUCAGGGGCUCCUCGUCCCUGCGCUGAAGCAAUCGGGCUGAAAAUAAACCACUUCAAACGCUUUGAAAAAUAAAGGUGCUUUAACGGUUCUUCACAGCGAUGCCAUAGAAGAACCGUUUUUGGUUCCACAGAGAACCAUCUCUUUAUAAUCUGAAGAACCUUUUUUGCCACAAAGAAGCUUUUGUGAAAAUGAUGUUAAAGGUUCUUUAUGGAACCAUUCAGACUAAAAAGGUUCUUUGUGAAGCACCUUUAUUUUUGAGCGUGUAUGAUUCAAUUUUUAUGAUUUCAAAGGUUUUAACCAAAAUUCAACAGGUUUUUAACUAUUUACAGGUACGUAAGAGUUUAAUGUGAAUAUGUUUAUAUGAUUAAUAGUGCUUUUUAACUUCUCAUACACUCUUAAUCACUGAUCUGUACGGACCAAUUAUUGCACCAUUUGUAAACGUAUUUGACUUCAAUGAAUGUUUUGAUUCUAAUUGUUCUUGAAUUAAUUUGAUGUUGCACUUUCCCUGUUAAUGUUUGUUUUAUCGCUGAUUAUUUCUUCAUUCUGUCUGGAAUCAGAGGCACUGUAGACGUAGCACUGUAUUUAUUUAGCUAUUUAAAAGCUAUCUUCUCAUCUUGUUUCCUUCAUUUAUUGUGUAAAAUAUAUUUAAAGGAGUGUUCUUCAUUGUUUUUGUAAAUGCGCCACAGUUUUCUUCUUAAAUAUUUCUGUAUGACUGAUAUUUUAAUGGGUGUGUCUGUAUUUAAAGUCCAAAUAAAGUUUUGUUUGUUUUUUAUGAUUGUGUGCUGCUGAUAAUGAUAUUUUUACAUCUGUUCUGGGAAUCUCUGCUUUAGUCAUAUUUAGAAUAAACUGCUCUCUACUGUACAUUGAUUCACAUUUCCUUCA
This is a messenger RNA of Onychostoma macrolepis, 2568 nucleotides long. Its product is annotated as SLAIN motif-containing protein 1-like. Gene Ontology annotation, cellular component: microtubule plus-end. Lineage: Eukaryota; Metazoa; Chordata; Actinopteri; Cypriniformes; Cyprinidae. The transcript has 8 exons. Gene Ontology annotation, biological process: cytoplasmic microtubule organization; positive regulation of microtubule polymerization; microtubule nucleation. The record is from RefSeq and is a predicted model, not a curated record. The coding region runs from base 90 to 1547 and encodes 485 amino acids.